AUCUGAGUUAGUGCUUUAGGGCUAGUAAAACUAAUAUUUAAAUUAGUGCUGCCCACCACUGCUGAAAACACAACAGCCCCAGUUUGAACCGGAGCUCUGCUGUAGUUCAGCCUCCGUCCAUCGGGGGCGCUGCAGGUGUUCAGAACGCAGCGACACUCGCGCAUGCGCAGUGUGUUCCACCAGCGGCAGUAUGGCGGCCUGUUUGGACAGAUGAAGGCAGUGAAAUCAGAGCUGAUCUGAGAUCAGGGRCAGAUGGAUUCAGUCCAGGAGCGACUGGCCGAGUUCUCCCUCGAGGCUCGCGAACUUUACCUGAACAAAUCGGUGCCAUAUGUGGACGGAGCGCCGGAGCCGCUGCAGUUCUACCGGGACUGGAUCGGACCGAACAAGCCCUGCAUCAUCCGGGACGCGUUGAGCCACUGGCCGGCUCUGUCCAGGUGGACUCCGGACUACCUCAGGGAGAAGUUGGGGUCAAAGGUCAUCAGUGUGGCCGUGACUCCUAACGGCUACGCAGACACCGUCUCAGGCGAUCGGUUCUUGAUGCCAGAGGAGCGACAGAUGAGCGUGUCCUCUGUGUUGGACAUCAUCGAGGGAAAGGUGCAGAAAACUGGAGUCUUCUACGUCCAGAAGCAGUGCUCCAACCUGCUGCAGGAGCUGCCCGAGCUCAUGGAGGACCUGGAGGCCCACAUCCCCUGGAUGAGCGCAGCGCUUGGAAAACAACCAGAUGCUGUGAACUUCUGGCUGGGAGAGGCCAGCGCCGUCACGUCCAUGCACAAAGACCCGUAUGAGAACCUGUACUGUGUCAUCUCUGGAGAGAAACACUUCCUCCUGCUGCCACCCACCGACAGACCCUUCAUCCCCUACGGUGUGUAUAAGCCAGCUGUCUACCAGCAGCAGGAGGACGGGGGGUUCCAGGUCCUGGAUCAGACUGACUCUCAGAAGGUUCCUUGGAUCCCUCUGGACCCCCUGGACCCAGACCUGGAGCGGUACCCUCAGUACCAGCAGGCUCAGCCACUGCGGUGCCGAGUGAAGGCUGGAGAGAUGCUCUACCUGCCGUCUCUGUGGUUCCACCACGUCCAGCAGUCACACGGCUGCAUCGCAG
This is a messenger RNA of Austrofundulus limnaeus, 1099 nucleotides long. RefSeq names its product jumonji domain containing 7 (gene jmjd7). Lineage: Eukaryota; Metazoa; Chordata; Actinopteri; Cyprinodontiformes; Rivulidae. The record is from RefSeq and is a predicted model, not a curated record.